UGUGAUUGGUGUCGUAGUGCAACAAGACGUGUUAUUCCAUAGAAAGAAAAAUAAGUGCUUUAGUUAUAUUUUAGUGUUUUAAUUAAAAACGCAUAAAUGUCAAGUCCAAAAGAGUAUAAACUCAAGGGUGGACAUCCUCCUGCAGUAAAAGCAGGCGGAAUGAGAAUCACCCAGCAUAAAACACCAAAAGAAGAUCGGGAAAUAAAACCAAUUAAAGACGUGGAUGAAAGUAAAACAUCGAGUAGUCCACCGAAAACUCUCAUGAUCAGUGGAGUUCCCGCAAAAGGAAAUGCAGAUUUUCCUCCAGAAGCUGUGCAAGUCUUCCAUGAAAAGCCUGUUCCAACUCAUGAUGCAAGGCCAGCUCAUUGUUCACGUCCAAUUAUUAUCCAUCAGCCAAGGAAAUGAAUGAUGUGCAUAUUGUAUACCAACUGGUGGCUAUCCAGAGAAACACUAGCCUACAUACUUAUCCAUUAAAUUAAAACAAAAACAAAAGAAAAAAUAAAUGAUAAAUAUCUAUAUAUAUAUGUGUGUACUUAAAAGUUUCUUUGGGCUAUUAGGACUUUAUGUGCUUAAAAUCCAAGCACGUAGGCCUUAACCCAAGAAGCUUUGGUUUCAUGUAAUAUGAAACAAAGUACGAAAGUUUAUUAUUGUUAUUAAGAAGAAAAGAAUUUAUCUUUAAUAUGAUGCCACAAGAUCCCUGUAUCGGCAUUUAAGCAGAUGAUUUACUUCGUUUUCUGAUAUAUCACUUAUUGAAACGCAAUUCUUAGAUUAGAUUGUUAUACGAUACUACGCUCUUAUCUCAAGUUAUAUGAUACACUAUUUGUAACCGUUUUCGGGACCAGUUUGUAGUUCAGAUUGUGUAAUACUUCAAACAAUUACGCAUUUUUAUUUUUAAA
Molecule: messenger RNA, 896 nt
Organism: Bombus pascuorum
Lineage: Eukaryota; Metazoa; Arthropoda; Insecta; Hymenoptera; Apidae
Product: death-associated protein 1
Exons: 3
Coding region: 97-405 (102 amino acids)
Biological process (GO): negative regulation of autophagy; apoptotic signaling pathway; cellular response to amino acid starvation
Molecular function (GO): death domain binding
Source: RefSeq, a predicted model, not a curated record